GCGGCAAAAGCGCGUGUGUGUAAGGGAUGCUGAAUGAAAGCGUUUGUGAACACCUCGCCUCUUCCCCGCGUUCUCAUCCUGUUCAGCGUCUCUUCUCUCCCCGAAUUCUCCACUCCCUGAUCCAAAUCAACGCGAUCUCAUCAUAGACGAGGCACUACAAGUGCUCAUCCUUACUCCUCUAGAAACCUUCGCCACAUCAGUCGACCCCACGUUUUGAUUGCGGCUGGCUGCGAAGGUGAGCGAGGGGCAGGCGGCACAAAUGAAUCGGUUGGGCGGCAGUGGCACUGGCGGCGCCGAUGUGCCACCGCUGCAGCAUCAGCAGUUGGAGGAGGUGAUGGGCCACGGCGAUCCCAUGCUAGUGGCGAUGCGCAACAAUUACCGCCAGAGGAUAUUGGAGCAUGCAGAAAGGGUGGUAACUGCGAGAUUACAUAAAGGAUUGAGGGUACCUGAUGACUGGCAGCGGGGGCUGCCGGAGCUUGCUAGGCGGGUCGAGAAAGUCUUGUUUGAGAAACACCCAAACAAGAGGGAGUACUACAACAUGACGAAUGAACCAAUUCAGCCACAUUUCGAGUUUGCUGUCACGACCUCGCUUGCUCAGACUGAGAGGCAGAGAGCAUCUUCCACUGCCUAUGCUCGUGUCACCCAAGGGGAUACCCCCAACGAGCUUGUGAACACAGUACUAUCUCUGGCGAUAAACUCUAGUGAUGACCACUCAAAAGCGUCCAAUAGCAACUUGGCAAUCCAUGCACCUGUUAAGGAGGAGGUCUCAGAGGAACCAAAGUUCAGCUGUCCAUUCUGCUUCGAAGAGCUGGUCGAUGCGGCAUCGACUAUCUGCGGCCACAUCUUCUGCCACAAGUGCAUCGAGUUCUCCAUCCAGGCUCAGAGCAGGUGCCCUAGCUGCUGGAGGGGACUCACCAUGAACAGCUUCCACCGCGUCUACCUCCCUGCUACCAUGGACUAAACUGAUCCAGCCCUUCUCGUCGCUGCCAUCUGUCAUCCUAUCUGAACUAUACUUCACCGGGUUAUCUUUACCAUUGAACUUCUGGUACUCAGAAGGCGUGUUACUGAGCCCUUCUUGUCUGCAUCCGUCGCUUCUAAAUAAACCGUAGUCUCUUCCUGUGGGAAAUCGAAACAUGUGCUUUGUACCGUGAAAACAUAUUUUCUGAUCGUUAGAGGUAUAUUUGGUUGUUUGCGCGCUCUA
This is a messenger RNA of Aegilops tauschii subsp. strangulata, 1201 nucleotides long. RefSeq lists its product as uncharacterized. The record is from RefSeq and is a predicted model, not a curated record. Gene Ontology annotation, biological process: ubiquitin-dependent protein catabolic process. Gene Ontology annotation, molecular function: ubiquitin protein ligase activity; SUMO binding; SUMO-ubiquitin ligase activity. Gene Ontology annotation, cellular component: SUMO-targeted ubiquitin ligase complex. NCBI's taxonomy places the organism in Eukaryota, Viridiplantae, Streptophyta, Magnoliopsida, Poales, Poaceae.